AUGCCCUCCAUCAUCACAUCCGCCAUAUACUUCCCUUUCCUCCUCAUAUUCUCCAUCCCUCUCGCCUUCACCGCAUAUCUCACCGUCUGCGCCUCCAUCCUGGUUGUCUUCGCGCGGCUCUCACUCAUCUCCCUCGAACUAGGACGAGAGCUUUUCUAUGCCGUCGUGUCAAAGAACUUCAUCAUCCCCAAGUCCGACAGCUGGUCGCUGUUCAACUUCGCUCCAUCAGAGCCAACGACCCCUCGCUCCGCCCCGAGGAGGCGAUCAGGAGACCAUGGCGCGCCACAUAUGCCUACAACCCCCACCUCCCAGCACUGGUCGUCUCGCAGCCAGCCUGACCUGAGCCACCGGCCCUUCAGACGCACCAGCUCAAUAUCAUCAGACGGCGUGGCCGACCACGACCACUUCUUCUACAACCAGGACGUCACGGGCCGACCAAACUGGGACGAAGGACGCCGACCUACGCCUUUGUCCUUCUCCGGCGCCUUCCAGGGCUUCAUCAGCGGCGACGAGGGCCGCGACUUCGAGGGUCUGGGCGGCUGGCGCUGCGGGCCGUCCAUCGCGUCGAGACUCCACAGUGCAAACACCCACCCGUCGCGCACAUCCUCCACGUCAUCUCGGAGCCGCCCCGCCAACGACGCAGUCGACGAGGCGGCGGCCGCCGACGACGACGAAGACGACCCCGACGAGCGCGCCUGGCUGUCCAUCAACCGUCGGCUGGCCCUCCCCUCGCAGCCGCUGAGCCAUCGCAACUCCGGCACCGAUCUCGGAGAGCACAUCCUGCCCUGGCGACAUCGCCAGAUGGUGGCAUCCCCUGGUGCUGGGCGCGAGUCGCCCACCCGGCGCCACCACAAUCGCUCCGCGACAACCUCCAUGCUUGUGAGCCUGGCCCGCCGCGAACGACCGCUCAGCCCGUCCGGCGUGUCCCUGUCCACGACGCCGGCCUUGAGUCCCUACUCCAGAGCCAUCUCGCCCCGGUCCCAUUCGCAGGCGCCGUCCCCCGUCACGGUGCCCACCAUCGAUAACCAGAUCUCCUCCCCACCGGUUGACCGUAGUGGCGGGUACUUUGCGGCUCGGCCCGGGGGUAGUAGUGCGGCCAGUAGCGCUACCUCGCCGGAAGACACGACGCCGAUGGAAGAACGCCGACCCUCCAGGGCGGCCGGGCGAUCGGUGGCCCACUAUCCCGCGGGCGUGAGGUAUCGUCGACGUAGCCUUUCAGGGCCGAAUCCGGCGGGGUUAUUUAGUCCGUGGAGUACGCGGACGUAG
Aspergillus terreus NIH2624 is the source of this 1266-nucleotide messenger RNA. RefSeq lists its product as uncharacterized. The record is from RefSeq and is a predicted model, not a curated record. The coding region runs from base 1 to 1266 and encodes 421 amino acids. The transcript has a single exon. NCBI's taxonomy places the organism in Eukaryota, Fungi, Ascomycota, Eurotiomycetes, Eurotiales, Aspergillaceae.